AUGGGCGGGACCGAUGAAGCGCGUCUCUUAGUCACUCAAGCUAUCCGUAACGGCAAGCACGUUGUGACGGCGAACAAGGCGCUGUUGGCAGCGCACGGAUUUGAGCUCUUUCAACUUGCUGAUAAGCAUAAUGUCAGCCUGAAUUUCGAGGCGAGCACCGCCGGGGGCAUCCCAAUAAUCAAAACCCUACGGGAAAGCUUCGCCGCAAACCGCAUCCAUUCAAUUUACGGUAUCAUCAACGGCACCUGCAACUACAUCUUGACGGAGAUGCACGAAAACGAAGUCGACUUUGACGAAGUGCUGAAAGAUGCCCAAGCCAAAGGGUAUGCUGAGGCAGAUCCGACAUUUGAUGUUGAAGGGAUUGAUGCUGCACAUAAAUUGACCCUCCUCACUUCCCUCGCUUACGGCUUUGCCAUGCCGAUGGAUGAGGUUUACACGGAAGGUAUCACACAUAUCACGCCCAAUGAGAUUCAGUACGCUCGUGAACUCGGAUACGUGAUCAAACUCCUUGCUAUCGCGAAACUUAAUCAAGACCGGGUUGAAACGCGUGUCCAUCCGACGUUGGUGCCCGUGCGCAGUAUGCUCGCAAAUGUUGGCGGUGCAUUCAACGCCGUCUGUGUCAUUGGCGAUGCCGUUGGUCCAACCCUGUUCUAUGGACAAGGUGCCGGUGAAAUGCCAACAGCGAGUGCCGUUGUCGCGGAUAUUAUUGAUGCGGCGAAAUCGAUUAGCGGUAAGACACGCCCUGAUGCGGAGAUACAAAAGAGGUUAGUAAGCGUGGGAAUCAUCGUCCAAAAAUUUGGUGGCUCUUCUGUUGCGGAUGCUACAAAAAUCAAAAAUGUCGCCAAGCGAAUCGCACGAACACACGAGGGUGGGCACGCUAUUGUUGUCGCUGUGUCUGCGAUGGGAGAUACGACUGACAACCUGAUUCGACUUGCCCAUGAGAUCUCUAUAGAUCCCCCGGAACGGGAACUAGAUAUGCUGUUGUCCACCGGUGAACAGGUCUCAAUUGCCCUGUUGGCGAUGGCGGUUUCAGAACUUGGAUACCAAGCAAUCUCCCUCACAGGAACGCAGGUGGGCAUCAUCACCAGUGGCUUUUAUAGCAAUGCCCGAAUUAAGAGCAUCAACAAAGAGCGCAUCUUGUCGGAACUUGAGCGUGGAAGGAUUGUUAUACUCGCGGGCUUUCAGGGAGUAACCAUUGAUAACGAGAUUACGACCCUGGGGCGGGGUGCCUCCGACACCACUGCUGUUGCUAUUGCCGCAACGUUGGGUGCUGAUCGUUGUGACAUUUAUACAGAUGUAGAAGGUGUUUACACCGCAGACCCACGUAUUGUUCCAAAUGCCCGUAAACACGACCAGAUUACCUAUGAUGAAAUGCUUGAGAUGGCGAGGCUCGGUGCGAAGGUUUUGCAUUCCCGAUGUGUAGAGCUUGCGAAGAAAUUUGAUGUUCACCUUUGUGUCCGCUCUAGCUUCAGUGAAGCCGAAGGCACAAUGGUGGUAAAGGAAGACGAGAUGAUAGAAGAAGUUGUCGUCAGCGCGGUGACCUCUGAUAAAGAUCAGGCGAAGGUAUCGCUGUUUGGUGUCCCUGACAAACCAGGAAUCGCAGCGCGUAUUUUUCAGGCAGUUGCUGAUGCCCACAUCAGUAUUGAUAUGAUCAUUCAGACGACAAAUCCGGGGGGGACAGCCGACCUAGCGUUUACGGUUGCUGAGAAGGACCUGCAACCAACAAUCAAGAUCAUCGAAGGACUCAAAGACCAAGUUGGUUUCACCAACGUUAGCCCGGACAAGAACAUUGCACAGGUCUCGUUAGUUGGGAUUGGGAUGAAGAGCCAUGUGGGUAUCGCUGCACGUAUGUUCCAAGCCCUCGCUGACGCAGAUAUCAACAUUCAGAUGAUUAGCUCUUCAGAAAUCACGAUUUCCUGUGUGAUUGAUGAAAGUGAAACGGAACGUGCUGUGCGUACAAUUCACGAUCGAUUUGAACUCGGAGGUACGUCUUCGUGA
Molecule: messenger RNA, 1998 nt
Organism: Geodia barretti
Lineage: Eukaryota; Metazoa; Porifera; Demospongiae; Tetractinellida; Geodiidae
Source: the annotation of a GenBank genome assembly